AUGCUUCUAGUCCAGAUAAGAAAGUUAGAUCCACUUCCAAAAAAGUAUAGAUAUCUUAGGAAGGCUGUAAGGACAAGAAUAAGAAAGAGCAAGAGGAAGGAGAAGGCGGAGACCUGUCACACCCCUAUCUUUCCAACAUCUUUUGUGCCACCACAAAAUGAAGAAGAUGAGGUGGUAGAUACAAAGCCGGCUGUAUUCAGUGCUCAGGAAGAUGAUCCUGACCUUCCCAGUGAGGACAGGUUACAGAGUCAGCAGGAUGAGGGCGCCUGUGUGAUGCAUCAGGAGUGUCAGAUCCAGCCCCGUGAGCUCUCAGUGUCCCAGGAGCCUAGGCCGUCUUCUCCUGCAGUGACAUCCUUGGCAUCAUCACCAUUCUGCUUUGGUCGCUUCCUAAGCUGUGUCUCUCAGACCUUCUUGAGGUCUAGAAAGUGCCAGGCCCCCAGAAGAGAGGACACAAAGCAUGCUGAGGCAAGAGGCGAUGCUAAGGCUCUAAGACCUGCCCUGUUGAGAUGUCUGGGCAGAAACAGGGUGCAGCCUCAUGAAAGCCGGCAGCAAGUUGAUGCCAAGAUGGCUUCUCCCUGUGUUUAG
Molecule: messenger RNA, 585 nt
Organism: Suricata suricatta (meerkat)
Lineage: Eukaryota; Metazoa; Chordata; Mammalia; Carnivora; Herpestidae
Source: RefSeq, a predicted model, not a curated record